UCAUUUUCUCAGGGUGAACAGUUAGCCUAUUUUUGGCACACCAUUGGUGUAUGUCCCUCAGUAUUGUCUGCAAAUCUUUACAUACUUCGUUCAUCUCAUCAUACGUAUCGUCAGCAUACAUAUCAGCCUUCGAAAGCGGUCCAAUAAGCGGUCCUUCUGGUCUGUGGCCGAGGCUUAGGAGAAAUUUACGUCACUGCUUGGUUGUCAGAGUAGUUCCGCUUUCCAAUCCCAAGAAACAAAAGAACUGCUCUGCAGUUAGGCUAUACUCAUACUCCACUGAGUGAACUCGCUAUGGUUGAGUCAGACGAAAUAAUUGUUUUAGAAUCUCUAUUGGCCCAUAAAGCAGGAGGGGACGGAGCAGCAUGCAGACAGAAGAAACGCUGGUGGCAGCUAAGUGAUAGUGUUGAUGAAGCCCGAGGUUAUCUAGUUUGCAAGAACAGAAGUAAAUAUAUCAUGAAGGUAUGGCUCAAAGAUAACAGCUUUUGCCUUCAUGAGUUCCCAGUCCCUGGUAAAGCAAUUAUUUUGCGGCAUAACAUGAAGUCUGAAUGGAAAUCACUUUUCAUUGCCAGCAUUGUUGAGUCUUCAGAAUAUACAAAGGAAAAUCAAAAGUCACUCACACUUUCUUUUUCAAGUGUAAAUGAUUUUAGCAAGUGGGAAAAAGAGCUUAGGGGAAAUUUAAAAGUUUAUUCUUGCAACGUGGAAAUUGAAAAAAAUCAAACAUUGCCAGAAGGGCCUGCAGUGGUACAUGUGACGUCAGACUACAUAUAUAUAACAGCAGACAAUGACGGUCGGAGAUACAAGUCACUUUAUUGUGAAAGUGUGAGAAAAAACAGUGUUGUGUGUUAUUCAGAUGGUUCUGAAAUGUUUCAUUUUUUAGAAAUUAAAAACAGAAAUGGGUGCUGCGAAACGAUCAAAUUCAAGUCAAAAAACGUUUCUGUUAUCAAAAGAAGUUUAAAUUUUUUUGCGAAUCUUCCUGUUGGGAAAAAUAUGUCAUCUGGGCGCUGCUCUAAUAUCGAGACUGUGAAAAUGAAUAAUAAUAUUGAUCAGGUGAUUCCAGUUGUGAAAAGCGAAAACAGAGCCGUCGUACACAAGUGGUACUCGCGCAAUGAAAUACGCUGUUAUGAAACCGCUACUGUUAAAAGUGAUGAAUGUAGGACAUACCAAAGUCUAGUUAGAUCCGGAAGCCCGUGCCUCUACAGCUAUGUUUCUUUAGAUUGCAAUUUGAGCUCAGAAGAUGCCCAGGAAACAAAUCAACCAACAAUUAAGGUGGCAGAUUUUCAGCCUCUGUCUAAAACUAAAGAAGAAGUAAAAUGCAAACGAUCCUGUGAUGAUAGAGCUGGCGAGAAUACAGAUGUAUUUUCAGUACAGGAAGAAGAAAAUCGCAUCCUGCAUUCAUCUAAGAAGAGGGAAACAAGGGAAAAGGUCGCUGAAGAAAGCUGUUCAGUUGACUAUGAUAGACUAAAUAUGCAAAACGAUAAAUCAACGAAAUCAGUCGUUGACUUUAAAACUACGGCAAUGAAAUGUGGAUCAGAGUGCACCAAAACUGGCGGGUGUUUAUCUUCAGAUUAUGAAUACAAUGACAAUGAAUGCGAAAAGAUAGGUAAAGCUCAAGGCACGAAGCCCUGUAAGCCAAUGCGUCAAAUCGAAAUAUACAAAUACAGUGAUGAGCCAUUGGUGUUGUGUCGUUCUUCUCGAGCUGAAAAAAGUGGAUCGCUUUCACCUUCUGCAUCUGAUCCAUUGAUCGAUAAUUUGGACAGCCCAACAAAAACUGAUGUUUAUGAUCAUUUAAGUCGAUCAUGUUCUGACAGAAGGACUUCACGGUUAGAAGAUUGGACCCCAAAAGGUCUUCCUCCAAUAUUCAAGCGAGAGCAUCCUGGUUCACCGAAGCCAGAAAACCAUUGGUAUCAAAACGGGGGUUGUGGUUCACAUAACUCUUUUAACGAAGUUUUUCGAAAAGAUCCAAUAGAAAUCUUCGUGCUUUUGUAUGCAAAUGGAAUGACUAGUGGCGGAGUAUGGACCAUAGGGGUGUUGAUUGUUAAGAGCCAAGACAACGAAACAUUCAAGCUUAUCCAAGAUCUAGAAAAUGACUUUGGAAGAAAACAAUUGUGUACACCCCGGCUAUUAGAUGCUGAGUCAGACAUUGCAGUGGGUAUCAAGGAAUGCAGCGAUGGGUUUGACGUCAUAAACAACAAAUCGCAAGUAUUGAGGUAUGACGAUUUGGAAAAACUGGGGCAGAGGAGGUGGAUUGUUGUCGAGUUUUUGUUUGAGCACCGUGACGAGGAAUCUUGUAUAUUUAAAUGUGAUUUUAGCAUCGAGCCAGCACAGGGGGAGAAUCGGGAAUCACAUUUCUCAUCACAGAAUAUAUCAAUCGUGAAAAAAUUCUCAACAUCAGGAUCCGUUGAAAACAUACAAAGACAAUUUACACCCCCUCGUUCGCGUCUCAGAAUAAGCACGAUAAAUCGACAAGAACUUUGUCGCGAUCUGGACAUCACAGCCGCGCUUGGAAAUGACUGGAAAGAAUUUGCUGCGAGAAUCGGCCUUGAAACGCGGGAAAUUUGCAUCAUUGAGCAUGCAAAAUGUUCAUCUUGCACAGAGGAGGUUCUACAGAUCUUAGAGAGAAGAUAUCCAGAAAAAUGUAACUUAGAAUAUCUGAAAACAGUGUUGCUGGAAAUGCGAAGGCGUGACUUGAUUGAAUAUUUGGAAUGAAGACAAGAAGUCAAUGCCACAGUUUUCAUCGCUCUGUAAGAUGUUGAAAGUUACAAGCUUAAAUGUGCGGAGGGGUAAAGACCCAUAAAUUCAGUUUUUUUCUCAAAGGGAAAGUAUUCUUCAAUUUUGGGUGCAUUAGUGUAGCUCCCAGGCUGAAAAAGACUGAAGAUACCGUUCUGUUUGCGACGCAAUAGGAAUGGAAUUGCCCUUACAUCUUUGUUUUAUAAUUGUAACUGCAGGCAGCUGUGAUAUUUGUAAAUAAUGUGAAUCAAGAUUUUGAUUUUUAGAAUCGCUAUGUGUUUUAGAAACAGUAACUGUAUGAACAUCUGUUUUAAUUUGAAACUGGUGUUAUGAAGAAUUGGCUUUUGAAAGCAAAGUUCAUAUCUGAAUUCAGGGGAACAAAGGAGAGUCGAAAUAGAUUGUACUUCUUUAUUCUGCUUUCUAGCAAAUCUGAAUUCUGUAAUAUUUUAUAUAGGCAGUAAAGAUACCAUGUAUUCGUAAAUAUUUUCAGUUUACAAACUGUUUUUUAGCUGAAAAGAUCAAAUAUGUACUUACGUUAUAUUGACUUUUGUGAAAACAUGCACAUCUAUAUUUUUUAUAGUGAAAAGGUUGAUGCAUAGCUUUUUUGAACUUCGGGCUUCGUAGGUUGAAAAUGUCUUCAAAUCUUCUGAUAUUUCAACACCUCAUCAAUAUCAUAAAACAGUGAUGACUUUUAAUGUAAUCGUGAUAAUUGUGACAACAUUAUUUUAUCAUGAAAAUAUUUUUUCAUUU
Molecule: messenger RNA, 3477 nt
Organism: Rhopilema esculentum
Lineage: Eukaryota; Metazoa; Cnidaria; Scyphozoa; Rhizostomeae; Rhizostomatidae
Biological process (GO): signal transduction
Molecular function (GO): protein binding
Source: RefSeq, a predicted model, not a curated record